Molecule: messenger RNA, 1495 nt
Organism: Rosa rugosa (rugosa rose)
Lineage: Eukaryota; Viridiplantae; Streptophyta; Magnoliopsida; Rosales; Rosaceae
Exons: 3
Coding region: 524-1432 (302 amino acids)
Biological process (GO): RNA processing
Source: RefSeq, a predicted model, not a curated record
CCAAGCUCCAGCAGUAAAGUAAACUAAGGCUCCAGGCGCAGUGGCGGGGACGCACGUAGGUAGGGACGAGUGGCGGCAGUUUCCCCCAGUGAUUUAUUAUUUUUGUUUCGCCCCCACAAUCACAAUCAAUAUCGAAAUACUUGUUCUCCUUCCUCCGAUCUAAUUCCCUCUGCAUGCUGGCAUCCUUUGCUUAAGCCUUGAUUCCUCUACUUCGGCUGUGCCUUCUACUCAACUACCGUGUAUUGCAACAAAGGUUUUCACAGAAAUCAUCGUAGGUUGCUGGGGUGGGAAAGAGAAGAUUGUGGUGGAGGAUUUGGGUUUGUUUCCGGAGAGGUGGAUUCGAAAAUUUUGAUCGAGUUUGGGGGGAUAGUUUUCAGCAGGAAAAGAGUUCAGUACUGUCCCGCAUACCAACCAAGGCUUUGACAUGAGCCAAAAUAACCAACCUUUCAGGCCAUCUUUUAUACUUCAUUAGCCUCACUGAUCAAGCCUUCGAUCAAUUUGCUGCAAAUAAAAAACCCCCAAAAUGAGCAAGAGAGGAGGAGCCAAGAGAGCAUCAAACACAACAUUUGGGUCAAACAAUCCAAUUUCACUGAGAGAGGACAAAAACCAAAGCAAGGGAGGCUCCACCAACCCCAAGGCUGCAUUGAAGCUCGAGCACUUGCAGAGGCUAGCUUUAUGGACCAGUGGGGAAGCUUCUAUUCCUUCUUUGGGGGCCUUCUUUGGGCAGAAGUUAGCAUCUACUCAAGAGGGUCUGGAUGUGCCCCCUGACCCUUCUCUGAUUUCUUGCCAGAGAUGUGAAACGAUUCUUCAGCCUGGCUUCAACUGCACUAUUCGCAUUGAAAAAAAUAGAGCAAAGGCACGACGAAGAAGUAAGAAGCCCGCUAAUUUCACUUUCACUCAGAACAAUGUAGUGUAUACAUGUCACUUCUGUUCUGAACGGAAUGUGAAGAGAGGAACUUCACGCGGACAUAUGAAAGCGAUCUGCCCCCCGAAGAUCAAAAAAGCUUCAAAUUUGAAACCUGCUAAAUCCAUUUCUCAGAAGUUUGCCACCCCAAAGAAGAGCACUGCUGGUGAGGAUAACGUUAGUAAAUUGAAAUCCGGAACUCCAACUGUGGAGGAAGAGAUUCCUACUGUGGAUAAGUUCGUCACUUCUUCAACGAAAGAUGAAGAGAUUCCUACUGCGGAUAGUCCCACAACUCCAAUGGUGAAAACCGCAAUUAGGUUGUUGGACUCGAAGAGAAAAAAGAGAAACAAAUCAGCGUCCAAGAAACGAUCUGAACCCGAAAACAGUCCAGCCGCAGCAGAUGCAGAGAACUCUUUCAGCACGACAAACAAACGGAGGAGAAAAUCAUGGACUAGUUUAAAGGAACUCGCUGAAAGAAGUGAGCAGAAGAAAAACAUCAGUGAUCUGUCAAUCCCUUUCUUUAUGUAAGUGGGAUGAUACCUAGCGUAUCUCGGAAGAUCAAAUUUUGAAUGAGAGACAGUAUUUCCUUAA